Molecule: messenger RNA, 5634 nt
Organism: Mya arenaria
Lineage: Eukaryota; Metazoa; Mollusca; Bivalvia; Myida; Myidae
Product: major facilitator superfamily domain-containing protein 1-like
Exons: 13
Coding region: 119-1618 (499 amino acids)
Biological process (GO): transmembrane transport
Molecular function (GO): transmembrane transporter activity
Source: RefSeq, a predicted model, not a curated record
CCAUGAUCGAUUAAAAAUCAAGUGCGCGAUAGUUCAUAGACCAAAAACUUCAGAAGAUAUUUAAACUUAACGAGAUUCUUUAGCUUUAUUAUUAAGUUUUUGCCAUUGAAGAAAAAUCAUGGCUCUACAAGCCUCUGACAGAGUGUUCCGGUUUAUAGUCCUGUUUUUCAACUGCCUGCUCACGUUUGGCUCCUACUUCUGCUUCGAUAUGCCAAGUGUACUCCAGGAUACGUUCACCAACCCGGUUCACCAGAACUGCACAGAUGGGAAUAAGACCAUGAACAUCACUCCCCACUGCAAUGUGACGUGUGACGACUGUCUUGAGAUGUCUCCGGACAACUACAACCUGCUCUAUGCCAUAUAUGCCUGGACAAAUGCUGUUGUUGUGAUUGGCGCUGGGUUCCUUAUAGACAAACUAGGGAACAGAAUUGGGCUUUUUCUGUUCUCCUUCCUAUGUGUGUUGGGCUCGUCCACAUUUGCGGCUGGGGCGAUGUUGAAGGGCACAUCAGCAAUGUUGCCUGUCAUGUUGCUGGGUCGACUGUUGUUUGGCUCUGGAAAUGGCUCCCUAACAAUUGUACAGAACAGACUGACAGCGUACUGGUUCAGGAACAAGGAGCUUGCCCUGGCUUUCGGUAUCACGCUGGCGUUCUCUCGUCUCGGCAGUGUGCUCAACUUCUUCCUCACUCAGAACUUUGAGGCGACUUACGGACUCAACUGGACGCUAUGGGGAGGUGCAAUGUUGUGUGGUCUGGGUUUUACAUCGGCCUGCAUUGUCAGUUUCCUUGACAUCUGGGGCGUGAAACAGCUCGGAGAUGCGGACAGUCUCAAGAUUGAAUCAAAGAAGCUGAGAGUGACGGACAUUCGCUACUUCUCGCUGUCCUACUGGCUGCUGGCUUUGACAAUCAUGUUCUUCUACAAUGGCGUCUUCCCAUUCGUAGCGGACUCCAGCAAGUUUAUCCACACAAAGUACCAUAUAAAGGACACGACGUCGGCGUAUAUAUCUGGUGCUGUGUACGAUGUUUCCAUGGUUCUCUCCCCCUUCCUUGGAGGACUUAUUGAUGUAGUUGGUAAGCGUGGCUACUUAGCGUUGGGUUGUGCGGUGGUCACUAUUCCUGUGUUUGGGCUGCUGGCGUUCACGAAUGUGUAUCCACUGGUAGCUACGCUUUGGCUGGGUAUCACCUACAGCUUUGCUGCAGCUAGUAUGUGGCCGUCGAUCCCCCUGGUAGUUAGCCAGGCCACAAUCGGUACAGCAAUGGGACUGACCACUUCCAUCCAGAUGAUCGGAAUAGGUAUCUCAAACCUCGUCGUCGGCCAGAUCCUUGGCAAGGAGAAGGACUCUGAUGAUCCAGUAAAACAGACGGAGACUUUACAUCGCUGGAAGUUUGUGAUGAUCUUCCUGCUGGGGAACACGCUGGCCUGUGUCGUCACAUCACUCUUUCUUAACAUCAACGACAGGAGAAAGGGUGGAAUUUUGAACCUUAGUCGUCGGGAGAAGGCUGCAGCUAUUGGCACAAUAAAUUCUGUAAUCGCGUCCAGUAAUGAUGCCAGCAAUAACUCUUCAGACUCCAGCGAUGAUGAGAGGGAACCGUUGAUAAGGAAAAGGAAUGCUAUUAAUUGAUUAACUGGCAUUAUUGGACAGAUAUCAAAAUGUUUUAUUUGAAUAAAUGUUGUAUAGUAAACUAGGGUGCUGUAGUGGACGGUCCAUAUUCACUUACGUCCUUCGUCUGAGUUUAAGACUCAGACUCAGAAAAGCAAAAAUUUAAUUUUGUUGAUAAAUACUGCUACAUGAAAAGGUAUUAAAAAUAUAUCUACUGGUAUGUGUUUCAAAUAAAAAAAAAUCAACAAUCAGGCAUACAUCUUUUGUUAACAUUAGUCAUAUUAUGAAUUUUUUUAACCAUUAAAGAAAUUCUGUUUUCUGAGCCAGGCUCUGAAACUCAGACCUAAGACAUUAGUAAAUACUCAGGAGUAAUGCUGAAAUCAGGAUUGAAAACUUUUAAUUUCAGACUAUUGUACCGUUGUAUUGAUUGAUUUUUUUAUUGAAUAUUUGCAUCAAAAACAGGAUGUACUUAGAAAUUAAUAAACAUGACUUUGGAAACUAUUUCAAAAGGGGUCUUAGCCCUUUAACCAUAAUUUUUGGCAUUAACCUCUGAGUAUGAUACUCGGACAACGCCCCGGCUAUUGUCUAGUAUCAACAAUUAUCAGCUUUUAGAACCCCUUGUACAGUAAAAUACUUUUGCAUUAUUCUGAUGACUUCUUAAUGUAAAUAAUUAACAUUGAUUGACUUGCCAAAACCAAGUUUGUGCCAAGUGAUAUAAAAAGGUUUGUGUAAAUAAUAAAUAAUAAUUUGCCAAAAUAGAAAAUAAUGUUAUAUUCAUGAUCAUUAUAUUUAAUCUUUAUUGAAUUAAUUUUCUUUCUUUUUUCAUUUUACUAUAAAAAAAGAGCUUAUUUAUAUGGUUGUUGUUGUAUAAAAAUGCUUUUAGUUCUUCUAGUCUUUAACUGUUGCAAUAAAAAAUAAUAGAGCAUACAGUCGAAAGCUGUUAUGUAAAACUCUUUUAUAUCUAUUUUCUGGUAUUGUCGACUCUUUUGUGGUUGAAAAUUUAAUCAUUCUAUUUCUAUAUAAAAACAUCCACUUUUUUGUUAUUUUAUCUGGUAAAAAUGUUCGCUAUAUCAAAGUCAUUCUUUAGUCCCUGCUGUUGAAUUUCACACAUUUCCUUCAUUUUUUAUGUCAUAAUAAUACAGGUCAAGCUGAAGAUGCAAAAUUUUUAUGACGGUUUGUUGUCAUUUUUAGUAUUUCGGUUGUGUUGAAGGUUCGUUAUCUCGAAGUAUUACCCAAUAUUCUGACAACUUUGACAUAAUGGGUUUCGACUUUAUACUGAUUGCUUUUGGUUAGGUUGUGCGAAUAUUUCCUUAAUAGCCACUGCUUUGCCGCAGUGAACCAAUCAAAAUACAUAUUAAGUUAUAAUAGCUUCUUGUUUCUUGAAUACUAAAUUUUGUCAUCUGUUUGAAGGUGUACAUUCUCAGCACCCCAGCGUAUUCAUACCACAUAUGAUGCUGUGGGCAAAUUGGCUCAAGAAACACAUUUUCCGACGAACAAAAUAGUCGAUAAAAGAAAUAAUGAAUCUCCUUUGUGAAGAGCUUUUAUUAAACUUGACAAAAUAUUUGAUUUUCUGCCUUAAAUGAUUUUAAACCCAUAAUCUCAUUGGGUCAUUUGGAACUGAGAUUUCAUCCGUAACCUCUCGGCCAUUUCUGUACCGCAUGACAUGUGUCUCAUGUGACCAAUCAAACGGCUGUAUUUCAUCUCAUUUAUUAUUUAUGAGUAUGAGAUUUUUAAGCUGAUUUGCCUAGGAUAUCAUGUAGGGUAUAAAUAUGCUGAGAUGGAUGGUGUAUACAUGUAGCUGAAAGCUUGUAUAUAUUUUAUGUCGGUGCAAUACUGUAAAUAUUAUAUUAUUUUGCUGAUUUUUUUUGUUGUCUCAAAAUAGUGCAUAUGAUAUCAUAAAAAGAUGGAAGUAAAAACUUCUGUGACUUGAUAACAUUUUAUUUUCACUUAAAAAGUUUUUAUUAAAUAACAUGCUGUUCCGAGUUUUAAUUCAAAAAGUAUUUUUAUUUUAGAUAGAUAAAAUACGUAUGUAGGUUAAUGUGGUUGAUAUUUUUGAAUGUGUGUGAUAUAUUUAAAUAAAUGUGUGUUAUAUUUUUGAAUGUGUGUGAUAUAUUUAUGAAAAUGUGUGUGAUAUUUUUUAAUGUGUGUGAUAUGUAUUUAGGUUAUGUGUGUGAUAUUUUUGAAUGUAUGAAAAAUAUAUUUAGGUUACAGCGUGUGAUUUUUUUGAAACCCACAUUCAUUUAUUGCUUAUGCAAUUAUUUAUACAUUCCAAUUGCUUUUGUUUGUGUAUAAAUAAAGUAAUUCAAUUUAACUUUAUUUGAUGACAAUUUUAUUAUCAAGGGGGGAUUAUCUAGUGUUGUAUACAAACAUGUUUAAAUAUCAUAUCAUUUCUCACUUAGGUUAGAUAUAUAUUGCCAAGGGCAGAACGAAUGACUUGUUUUAAAGUGGACCAUAACCUUUCUGACAAGAACUUCAGGUAAUCUUCAGUUAUGUUAUAUACAAGCAUUAUUCCAACAGGAAUUAUCAUUAGAUUUUAAACAAGAUCACACAGUUAUAUAUACAAGUACAAGAUAUUUUGUGUGCAUAUCACAAAACACCAUUGGUAGGAAUUUCGACCUGGACAUUUCAUAACACGGUUGAAUAAUCAGGAAUUAUAUCUGUAUAUUACACUUAUAAAUAUACAGUUAUUAUCAAUUCAUCAACUGGAUAUCAUAUUGCCUAGGUAAAUAUACAUGAUAUAUCAAUUGGAUAUCACAUUAUACAGUUCAGUAUAUGUGAAAUUUCAACUGGACAUCACACCAUGCAAAUAGAUAUAAGAAUUAUCAACUUGAUAUCACACCAUAGAAUUAGAUUAAGGAAUUAUCACUGGAUAUCGCAGCACAAUGAUAAAUAUACAACAGUUAACAACUGGAUAUGACUUCACACAGUUAAGUAUCAACUGGGUAUUUCAUCAAACCAUUUACAUUAAAAUCAAGGAAGUUGUAACAAUCCUGGUUGUAAUUUUCAUUUUUUUGCACAUUUAGUGGAUUGUAUAUUGCCAUAUAUUUUGUCAUAUAUUUUUGUUUUAAGAAUAUUUGUGUAUGCACCUGUGAAUAUACUCAUGCUAUUUGCUGUACUUUGAUAAUCUUACUAUGCAUGUUGAGCAAAUGAGAUUAAUUAAUUGUGCGCAGUUAUAUAUAUAUGUGAUUGAUAGAUGUCAUUGUAAUUAUACCCCCACCAAACAAAGGUCAAUAACUCAUGAAAGGGUUGAUGAAUUUAAAUGAAUACAGAUUUGAAUGAAUUGGUAGUUAGGUACACAUGUGUAACACCAUGAAAUACAGGUAAUGUUCGACUAUGGUUACAAAUGUCUAUUUUUUAUGAAGUUAUGGCCCCUUUUUAAUCACUCAUGAAAGGUUUGAUGGAAGUAAAUGAUUUGUGCUACACAUGUUUAACAGCUGAAGAUGCAGGUCAAGAUCGACUUUGGGUACAAACCACUAAUUUUGAUCCAUUUUAAUUUAGAACUUGCCAAAAAUACAGCGUUGGAGUCCAGGACAAUAACUCUUUAAAGGGUUGAUAGAUUUUAAUAAUAUUUCGUACAUUUUUUCAACCCCAUAAAAUACAAGUCUGGUUUGACUUUGGUUACAAUCCAAUAUAUUUCAUGUUAUGUCAUCUUUUCGACUUUGCAUUUGCACACAAUAAACACCAGCAUCUGGACGAUAUUAAACUCCUGAAAGUGUUGAUGAAUUCAAACAAUUUCAACACCAUAAAAUACAGUGCAAAUUCAGUUCCUUGAAUACAGAUGUAUGCCCAGGUCUAAUUUAAAGGCUCUGUUAAUGUGUGUGCUGGGAAGGUUAUAAUUAUACUGUUUAUAUAUUUCCAUGUAGGAAUUGCAAAUUUGUGACUGGUGUAAAGGCAUACUGCUCUGUGAUAUUUUUGAAUAUAUAGUUCAAUGCUGAUUAAAAGAAUGCUUGUGUCUUUAUAUAAAAGCUAUGAAAUGCUUUGAUUGUAUUGUCAUUAUGUUACAAAGGGAUUCCUAUUAUAUAAACCAAUGAAAUAUU